GCACAUGUGCCAGGCUUCCCUCUGCGUGGUUGUCCGUCUGCCCGCUAUUCCGUCUGUGAGUCCGACUGCAGUGAUUAUUUCCCCAUAAGCGUCCACUCACCAAGCCCUCGGCCAUGCCUCCCUUCCUUACCUCCCUCUUCCUGACACUGAUCCAGCUCGCAGUCCUUACGUAUGUGAGCGCUGGGGCAUACUACGGACACAAGCAACGCCCUCAACCAUACCAGCCAAUGCAGCACAUCCAACACAUGGGCAUGGGCAAAGAAGGCUUUCCUCAGCAACAGUAUCUUGGCAAAGAGUUGCCCUACAUGCAGUAUCCCCAUUACAGGAAGGAGCUACCCCAGAUGCCAAUGCACAAGGGCAAAGAAAUUCCUCGUAAGGGAGUCAACUAUAACGGCGGCCAAGAAAAGGGUCAGACAGUCCCGAGCGGUGCUGAGGGAAUUCCCCAAGGAGAGCAAGGCCCAGCAGGACCACCUGGACCAGAGGGACCACAAGGACCUCCAGGGCCACCAGGGAAUGGACAGCCAGGACCAGCAGGACGACCUGGACCUCCUGGUCCACCAGGAAUUCCUGGAGUGGGAAAGCCAGGUUUGCCAGGACUACCAGGCAAGCCAGGAGGGAAUGGUGAAGCUGGGCCUCAAGGAGAAAUGGGUCCCAGGGGUGAAGAUGGGCCAGCUGGUCAGCCAGGGCCUCAGGGUCCACCAGGACCACCUGGCCUCCCCGGAAUAGGUAAACCAGGGGUGCAAGGACUACCAGGCCAACCAGGGCCUAAAGGAGAACCAGGUCACAAAGGUCUGCCAGGACUACCAGGAUUACAGGGACCCAAAGGAGACAAAGGGAUGGGGCAGCCAGGAGCACCUGGUCACAAAGGGCUCCCAGGGCCCCCUGGACCUGCUGGCCCAAGAGGGCUACCUGGUUUUGGAAAACCUGGGUUGAAUGGGGCACCUGGUCCACAAGGACCACCAGGAGAGAAAGGACAUCCUGGAGAGCCAGGACCAGCUGGACCACCUGGUGACGGAGGACAGCCUGGCCCACCAGGUCAACCUGGUCCAGGAAAGCCAGGUCAAAAUGGCCUGCCAGGCCAGCCAGGGAUGCCAGGUGCAAAAGGUCAUCCAGGACCACCAGGUUUGCCAGGAAAGCCAGGACUUCCUGGAUUUGGUAAACCAGGACUUCCUGGACCAAAGGGUGAUAAAGGUAUGGGUGGAACACCUGGAUCUCCAGGACCUAAAGGAGAUAAGGGUCAUGGAGGACUACCAGGUAUGCUUGGGCCCCCUGGACCAAAUGGUCCACCCGGUCCUGCAGGCCCUAUGGGACCCCCUGGAGGUAUCGGUGUGCCUGGUCCUAAAGGAGAAUGUGGAGACGGAGGACCUAAAGGGCUUGAUGGAAGUCAGGGUGAGCCGGGUCUUCCAGGAAUACCUGGUAAGGAUGGUCUGCCAGGAGAUCGUGGAGAGCCAGGGCCAAGAGGUCCCCCAGGACCAAGUGGUGGCAAAGGAAGCGAUGGGCAUAAAGGUCUACCUGGGAAUUCUGGUCCUCCAGGACUUCCUGGUCCAAAAGGACAAGGUGGGUUACCUGGUGAAAUGGGACCUCAAGGCCCUAAAGGAAUUCCAGGCAUGGAUGGUGCAGCAGGACCAAUAGGGCCCACUGGCCUUCCUGGGCCAAAAGGAGAUAGUGGUCCUCCUGGUCCAUCAGGCAUUGCAGGUGAGGGGAGUCCAGGACUACCUGGUCCCAUAGGACCCCGAGGAAAAGAAGGCCCAUCAGGACCUGCAGGACAACCAGGUCAGCCUGGUCCACCUGGACCACCAGGCCCACCCGGACCGCUUGGUCUAUCUCCUGAAAUGGCAGGAGUGCUCUCUGAGAUGGGCCCAGGACUAGAUGGCGUUAAGGCUGGAAGUUAUGGUAAGAAGGGCAAGUAUGGAGGCAAUGGAGCUGAAGUAAUGGGUCCUAGUGGGAUGGAAAUGCCAGCAUUCACUGCAGUAGCAACAACUCCUUUUCCACCCGUGGGCACUCCAGUCGUCUUUGACAAGAUCUUGUACAAUGGUCGACAAAACUACAACCCUCAGACAGGAAUUUUCACCUGUGACAUACCUGGCAUUUAUUACUUUGCCUACCACGUUCAUUGCAAAGGAGCUAAUGUGUGGGUGGCUUUGAUGAGAAACGAUGAGCCGGUGAUGUAUACAUAUGAUGAAUACAAAAAGGCUUUCCUAGACCAAGCAUCAGGGAGUGCAGUAUUACCUCUACAACCUGGGGACACUGUGCACGUUCAGCUGCCCUCAGAUCAGGCUUCAGGACUUUAUGCUGGGCAGUAUGUGCAUUCCUCCUUUUCUGGGUUCUUGUUAUAUCCGAUGUAAAACCACAAACUGCAGGGAGAGAGGCUUCAGUGAGAAUGAAGUGGGAGCUUAUUUUUUUAUCAAAUAAAACAUGAUCAUAAAAUACCUUAGACUGAGCAUUCUUUUAAUGUAAAGUCGGCAAACUGUUGAUCUCAUCAACAGAGAUGAUAAGACAAAUUAAAAUAUUUCAAGAAAAACAUGUAGCUUGAUGGCCUGUAUAUACAGCAGUUUUUAUACUAUAAAGCCAGUGUCAUUUUAAUUGGGCAAUUGGGUAAUGGCAUACAAAACACCUCAAAUGGCUCCAGAUGUGUUUUCAUACACAAAAGUGCCAGAAACUACUAAGAGAGCAUUUUUUUUAUCAGGUGUAAACACAUAAAGGGAACAAGUGUAUGUAAAAGAGGAUAAAACUGUUUGUAAGGUGGUAAUCAUGCUGUUGCAACAGUGUCAAAUUUAGUCUCUGCAUGUCUUCAAAAUUGGCAGCUACCCCAUGUGGCAAAUAAUGUGAGAGACAGUAGAAAACACGGAGACAGUAACCAUUGAUUUUGGUAGAAAUGUAUAUUUCUGCAUGCAUAUCUUUGUAUAGAAACAUUUUUUGUUUCCCACAUAACAGCAAGCAUAGAGUACGACAUGUUGAGAAAGACAAUGCAGAUUGUUGCAAGGUUUGCAUUACAGCAUGGUUGGUGUUUUAAAAGGUAAAGAUAUGUUUGGUUGAGUAGCCUGAAAAAGUCUGAGUUUUAGGAAAAGAUUAUUCUCACUGUAAUUUUUAAUGGACAAAUGUCUAAAGCUGCCCUGUAGAGUUCCAAAAAAAAAAAAGUAUGUACAAAAUACAGUAUGAGAGUGAAAAAAAUAGCUUUCAUUUACACAUAGGGUCAGAAAUAAAGACGUGUGUGAAGGAGUUGUGUAUAUCAGGGACACCUGCUGUUGGCGGGUGAUUAUUAAUGGAAAUGUACUCUCCUGUAGACGAAUGCAAAUCGUAGGUGGUCAAAGUGUAACUAUUAAAAACCUCAGAGAGUAUUUUGCUGACUGACAACUGCUUUCGAGACUGAAAGAGUAAGAAUGUGAUAAUAAUUUUAUGUGUUAAUGUUUGCAGAUAGGCUUGUGGGUGUAGUGCUGUAAAUAAACCAUCUUGUUCAAAAACAGAGACUUCAAAAUAAAACACAUGCAUGCUCUGAAUUAAGAAAACCACUCCAUGCACUGCGUUAAAUUAUACAGGUACAGAUGACACAUACCUUGCACGUGAACACACACUUGUAUAAGAGUACAAAACCAUGUGUUUCAGUCAGUCCUGCAGUUACAAAACAAAUCUCUCUUUUUGAACAAUUCAUUUGACUGCUUUCAUUUCAAUUCAAAAUCAUGUUAGAAAUAAAUUGUUACCUGUUAUGCUUUUUAUUUACUGCUUUAAUUUAAAAUCCUAUAACUGCUUUGUAAUAAAUAAUUACAAAUUCCAUCAUACAUAAUCUGUUUUAGCUGUAAUGGCAGCAUAUUUAUAUAGAAGUCGUCACAGAUGGAAAGCAAAUUAUGGCUUGCUGUCUUUAAGUGGAAAUCUUUAACAGCAGGAUUUGUUUAGAAGUGAAAUAACCAAAUCAAAUUCCAACAUUGAGCUGUAUUACAAUUAACAGACUGGAAGCAAGUACUGAAGUUUGCAGCAGUUUAACAACAAUUCUCGCAGUAAUUUAUUCUUUUUAAAGCUUCUCGCAAUGAAGACGCCACAGUGCGUGAAACCCUUUGAGGAAAAGUAACUAUGGUGCUGAGGAUGUCAUUGUAACCAAAUAUCCAGUGUAAUAAUAGUAAUGUUUAAAGUUUGUUA
Molecule: messenger RNA, 4131 nt
Organism: Acanthochromis polyacanthus (spiny chromis)
Lineage: Eukaryota; Metazoa; Chordata; Actinopteri; Pomacentridae
Gene: col8a1a
Product: collagen, type VIII, alpha 1a
Exons: 3
Coding region: 114-2345 (743 amino acids)
Molecular function (GO): protein binding
Source: RefSeq, a predicted model, not a curated record